UGGAGCUGGAGCUGGGUUGCCAGCGAGCGCGGGCCGCUCCGGCUCUGCCUGGCUCGCGCGGGGCCGUUGGAGCCUCUCCCGGGGCCGGAGAAGGGUGUGUGACUGAGAUCAGGGCUCCUAUCGUACUGAGCGUGGCCCUAUUCUGCCAGGCACUGAAGAGACCCCAGGCUACAGAAUAACGUCCACGUUUUGCUCCAGAUCAUCCCAUCCUCCCAGGGGGAAGGCAAUGGCUGCAAUGGAGCUGGCUCAGGGGCCGGUGACUUUCGAGGAGGUGGCUGUGUAUUUCACUAGGGAGGAAUGGGCUCUUCUGGACCCUGUUCAGAGAGCCCUCUACAGGGAUGUCAUGCAGGAGAACUAUGAGACGGUGACCUCGCUGGUAGGGUUUCCAGUUUCCAAACCUGAUGUGAUCUCCCAGGUGGAACGAGGGGAAGAGCCGUGGGUUCCAGACCUCCAGGGCUGUGAGAAAGAAGUGCUUCCAAGAGCUGCCUGCACAGGUAGUGACCUGUGUCUGGAUUCUCUCUGUCUCCCAUCAGGUGAUGGGAUGGUGAGUGAGAAUAAGGAGGAGAAACCCCGUCAGGAAGAUGCUGAGCGAAGAGAAGCACAUGGAAUGUUAUCAGGAAGAUCCAAAGAGAAUGUUUCCAGGAGUUGUGCACUCCCAGAAAAACCAAAAGCCUGUGAGACUCAGGGGAGGCCAGAGGGAAACUUUAGUAGCCUCUCAGACCUUAUAACAAGUGGCAGAAUCAACUUGGAAGAGAUACGCUACAGGUGCUAUGAGUGUGGGAAAAGCUUCAAUUGGAGCUCUACCCUUGUCAGACAUCGUAGAAUCCACGCGGGAGAGACGCCUUAUACGUGCACUGAGUGUGGGAAAAGCUUCAGUCAGAGCUCACACCUUAUCCGACAUCAGAGAAUCCACACGGGAGAGACACCUUAUACGUGCACUGAGUGUGGGAAAAGCUUUAAUUGGAGCUCUACCCUGAAUGCACAUCGUAGAAUCCACACAGGAGAGAAGCCCUGCACAUGCGCUGAGUGUGGAAAAAGCUUUCGUUGGCGCUCACACCUUAUCCGACAUCAGAGAAUCCACACAGUAGAGACGUCUUACACGUGCGCUGAGUGUGGGAGAAGGUUUAGUCGGCGCUCACACCUUAUCGGACAUCAGAGAAUCCACACAAGAGAGACGCCCUACACAUGCUCAGAGUGCAGGAAAAGCUUUAGUCGGAGCUCAAACCUUAUCAGACAUCAGAGAAUCCACACAGGAGAGAUGCCGUAUACGUGCACUGAGUGUGGGAAAAGCUUCAAUCGGAGGUUUACCCUGAACACACAUCGUAGAAUCCACACAAGGGAGAUGCCCUACACAUGCUCUGAGUGCGGGCAAAGCUUCAGUCGGAGCUCUACCCUGAACACACAUCGUAGAAUCCACACAGGAGAGACGCCCUACACAUGCUCUGAGUGUAAGAAAAGCUUCAGUCAGCACUCAAGCCUUAUCACGCAUCAGAGAAUCCACACAGGAGAGACGCCCUACACAUGCUCUGAGUGUAAGAAAAGCUUCAGUCAGCACUCAAGCCUUAUCACACAUCAGAGAAUCCACACGGGAGAGACGCCUUACACGUGCACUGAGUGUGGGAAAAGUUUCAAUCGGAGCUCUACCCUGAACACGCAUCGUAGAAUCCACACGGGAGAGACGCCCUACACAUGCACUGAGUGUGGGAAAAGCUUCAAUCGGAGCUGUACCCUGAACACACAUCGUAGAAUCCACACAAGGGAGAUGCCCUACACAUGCUCAGAGUGCGGGCAAAGCUUCAAUCAGUGCUCAAGGCUCAUUAGACAUCAGAAAAUGCACAGAAGAGAGAAUUGUAAUAAAUCCCUUGACUAGGGUUGGCAAAAAUGAAUUUUUUUUUUAAAAAAAUCACAUUAGCUAAUUCCCACAAAGUGAUUUUUGCAUCGUCUUCACCGUGGUGUCCCAGCUCCACCAGAUAAGUUGCCGUCUUCUGCCUUUUGCAGAUCAGCCUUCUUUGGGGUCAGUCCUAUGAUCUUUUCUAUCAACUCCUUUCCUUUUGAGUCAUAGGAGUGUGUAUCCCUCCAGCCAGGAAUGUUCAUGAGCUCCAAGUUGGGGAGAGAGGUUUGAUCCCAGCAAGGUACACUGAGUCAAAAACUACCUGUGCCUUCCAUCCACUAGGACUGUACAUGGCGUUAACUGCUCAAGUUAGUGAUCUUAAUGUAAAAAGUUGUAGUGCAGAUGCAGCCCAGGUGCAGUGGUUGGCAUUAGCUUUCCCCUUGACCUGACCUAAACUCCAUCACUUUUCCUAGUCUAAACUAACCCUGAGCAUCACGGUUAUCCUGUUCCCCCAUUUCAAAGCAAUUGUUAGUCAUCGAGUUCUCCCUUGGGGAACAAAUUGUUUCAUUCCCAGUUGUUCUGAUGUUGCUUCAGGUUGUGCUGGAGAGCAGAUAUUUUUAUUAUUAUUUUCCGCACUUAAAAUAUAUUGAACUAUAACAAAGAGCAGGAACAGGGCAGGGAUAGGGAAAAAGUCAUUUCCUCCUCUGUAACAACAGACAUAGUUAGAGUAAGUCAGAGGGAGUCCCUUAUUCCCCAUCACUGUCCUCCUUCAAUCCGUGCUAGAACCUAAGAAUCCUUUUCCUUUCCCCAGUUGUGGGAUGGGAGACUUCCAAAAAUGCUCCCUGUGCUAUACCACGUGGCUAAGCUCAGAGAAUAAACCCCAAAUCUCCCCUGAGCUUUGCUUUUUGAAUUCUGUAUUUCCGAUUGCUUCAAGCCUGGGCAUUGUGAUUAUUAACCAGUUUCUCUAGCACUGUUCCUACCACUGUUUCUGUAACAUAUUUUGUUUUUUAUGGGACAGGGUUGUUAUUCCUUUGCCUAACCCCAACCUGGAAGGCCAGGGUGUCUGUUUUCUCUGGCCCCUCCCCACAGACAAAUCUGACAGGGUUGAACCUGCCUGGAGCAAACAAAAAGCCCCACCGGUCACACACACGAAGCAGAUAGACAUACACAAGACACAGAAGAAACUGAAUAAGUUGAGCUAUCAACAUUUCCAGUUUCCCACAGCAUGUUAGUUCUGAAGGUUGUUUAAUUUCUUUUUUUUCUUGGAACAGGAACUGGGGAAAGAGAACACUUGAGUCAGUGGAAUUACAGCAGGAAGGGAUAAGUCUCAUGAUUUGUCACUAACCAAAGGCCUUGUAAACAGAGCGAUAAUGUUACUGAAUGGUCUGGCUAACCCUGCAGUUAGAAACAAUGAGCUCUAUGGGUGGUAAAUUGACAGGCUUUGCUGCUGAACAUGAAAUAGCAGCUGUUGAAAGGUAAUAUGCUUCUAUUUCAAUGCCUCUGGAUGUACAGAAAACAAUGAUCUGUGUUAAAGGCAAGUUGCCAUUUCUCAGUGCCCCAAUUUCUAUUGUGUGUGUACAGGAAGGUUUGAAUAUGUAGCAGGUAGUUUGAUAAAGCUUAGCUAUUUUGUGUGUGUAACAGACUCUUGCCCACCUCCAGCAGAGCUUUCAGUCACGUACUAUGACAACUUACUGAAUGUCAUCCAAAUUAGUCCAUUCCUCCCCAUAGUCAGUCUCUGACCGGAAUGUUAGAAUGAGGCAGAGAACUGGGAAAGUAUCGCAGUAGGAAUACAUUAAAAAGUGGGAUUAAUCAGAGCUGGGAUGCAGACAGAGCCUGUUCUACAGCUGGUGAAGUGCUAGGGACACACUCCCACUAGUACAGGCUCUGAAAUAAAGGCAGAAGCAGAUCGAAGAGAAUGAGCUCAUGUGGGAGCUACGGGCAGCUGCCCUGUCAGUGCACGACUCACCUGGCAGGUGUUACACAAAACGCAGCACUUCCCCUCUGGAAGAGAAACACCUCUCCGCUGCCACCACUUCAUUAUACUGUCCAUGAGGCUGUUUGUCCUGCAGGACUUUGAUCUCUUUGAGUGGUCCAUGGUGAAUCAUAAAAGAGCAGGAGUCAUCCCAAUGGAAAUCUCUUCACUUCUUUCUUAGUGUUACCUUCUUAGCCCUGGCUUUGGAGAUGACAUUUGCCUUCUCCUGUCUUGAUUUUAGGUAGGAUUUUGAUCACCUUCUGGGGCUUGGCAGCUUACAACUUUUGAGGGCUUUUCUCUGCCUUUUUGGUCCCUGCUGCCGUCAGUACAUGCUAGACAUGGGCAUGGUGACUUUCCUGAGGAUCUUGACAGCUUUAUCCAGCUUCUUGGGGGCUAUUUUCCUGCUCACAGCCACUGUCAUCUUCUCAUGCCUUGUUCUGGAGGCCCAGCUGCUGGUUGAAUGGGAAGGAGCCAAAGUGCUGGUGACUUUAUCCCGCACCAAGUUGCCUUUGCUUGUCAGACUCCUGAACCCCAACUGGACGUGGCUCUUGUUCUUCUGCACAGCACAGCCCUGGACAGGAGGGAUCUGCCAAUGUACAUUCCUAUGAUCGCUUUGUUUAAUGGAUGAAAACAUAAACUCUACACUUAGAGGAUUGGAACUGAUUUCAGCUGAUGGUCAGGUUUGCUAGGUUUUUAUGCAUUUGGACAGUGAAAUGUUGAGUGUUUACAUUCAUUUCAAGCAUCCCCAUAUAGUGGAGCUCCUGAACAUAAUGGAGAAUGGAAAUGAAAAUGUUUUCCCUUUUUUCAAAAAUAAAAAUAAAAAAAUAAGAGGCUUAUUAGAGGGCACUUGGAUUUGAAGCAAGGACCCCUUGAUCUUCAGUCAAACACUCUACCACUGAGCUUUACCUCAAUGAGAGCAGAUACUUUCCCCAUUGUAGCUGAAGCACAUCAGUGAUUCCAAUAGCAGGGGCAGGUUCUCUCUGGAGCACAGAGAUAUUUCGGAGAGCUGGUGGCUCCUUUCUUUCCUCAGUCUGGAUUAAACUCAGUUUUUUUA
Molecule: messenger RNA, 4857 nt
Organism: Gopherus flavomarginatus (Mexican gopher tortoise)
Lineage: Eukaryota; Metazoa; Chordata; Testudines; Testudinidae
Product: gastrula zinc finger protein XlCGF57.1-like
Exons: 6
Coding region: 227-1870 (547 amino acids)
Biological process (GO): regulation of transcription by RNA polymerase II
Molecular function (GO): RNA polymerase II cis-regulatory region sequence-specific DNA binding; DNA-binding transcription factor activity, RNA polymerase II-specific
Source: RefSeq, a predicted model, not a curated record